Molecule: messenger RNA, 1712 nt
Organism: Cokeromyces recurvatus
Lineage: Eukaryota; Fungi; Mucoromycota; Mucoromycetes; Mucorales; Mucoraceae
Product: pyridoxal phosphate-dependent transferase
Exons: 8
Coding region: 1-1665 (554 amino acids)
Biological process (GO): sphingosine biosynthetic process; ceramide biosynthetic process
Cellular component (GO): serine palmitoyltransferase complex
Molecular function (GO): pyridoxal phosphate binding; serine C-palmitoyltransferase activity
Source: RefSeq, a predicted model, not a curated record
AUGGGUAAAGGACAAAGAUCACAAUCUAUUAACUCCUUAAAUUUUCCAAGAUCAGUGCUCGAAAAUGGUGGGCUUUUAAUACCACAAAAAUUGGAACCUCUUCCUACUGUGUUAAGUACAACUGUAACAGCUAGAACCAUUACAGCUGGUUCAUGUCGAUGGGAUAUUACAGGAAAGAAAAACUAUGAAGAAUUACGUCAAGAAAUGGAAACAGCACCAUUAUAUAUCUUAGUUAUUACAUAUCUAAAUAUCUUUACUUUAAUAUUAUUUGGUCACUUAAGAGACUUUAUUGGCAAAUAUUUUAAGCCUAAAGAAUAUGCCCAUCUAAAAAUGAAUAAGGGUUAUGCUCCACUUGUAUCUGAUUUUGAUUCAUUUUAUACUCGUCGUAUGUACAUGCGUAUUCGUGAUUGUUGGAAUAGACCUAUUACAGGAGUUCCAGGAAGACAACUUAACGUAUUAGAAAGAUAUACUCCUGAUUAUAAUAAAACCUUCAAAUUAACUGGAAAAGUCACAGAGAACUUGAAUUUUUCUUCAUACAAUUAUCUUGGUUUUGCACAGAGUUUUGGCCCUUGUGCGGAUCAUGUCGAAGCUUCUGUUAAGCAGCUAGGUAUUUCAUCCUAUAGUACACGUGCUGAGGUUGGUACAACAGAAUUACAUAGAGAAUUAGAACAAGUUGUGGCUAGAUUUGUUGGAAAAGAAGAUGCUAUGGUGAUUAGUAUGGGUUUUGCUACUAAUUCGACCACUAUACCCGCUCUUGCUAGCAAGGGAUGUCUUAUUAUUUCUGAUGAGUUAAAUCAUUCCUCUAUUAUUUUUGGUGUUCGAUUAUCUGGUGCUUCUGUUAGGACAUUUAAACACAAUGAUAUGAAUGAUCUUCGUGAACUCUUAAGAGAGGCUAUUUCACAGGGACAACCUAGAACGCAUCGUUCAUGGAAAAAGAUAAUUGUUAUUGUUGAGGGACUCUAUUCUAUGGAAGGGACGAUUGUGAACUUACCUGCACUCAUUGAACUGAAAAAGGAAUUCAAGUUUUAUUUAUACAUAGAUGAAGCUCAUUCUAUUGGUGCCCUUGGUGAUGUAGGUGGUGGCGUUUGUAACUUUUAUGGCAUUGAUCCAUCUCAUGUUGAUAUUUUAAUGGGCACAUUUACUAAAUCUUUUGGCUCAGCAGGUGGUUAUAUCGCAGGGGAUAAGGCUAUCAUUGACCAUUUAAGAAUUCAUAAUCACGCUUAUAAUUAUUCAGAGCCUAUGUCAGUUCCUGUUGCACAGCAGGUACUUACUAGUAUGAGGAUUAUUAGUGGUGAGGAUGGUACUAAUGAAGGUCAAAGAAGGAUUCAGCAACUUGCAAAUAAUAGUCUUUAUUUUGCAACUCGAUUACGUCAAAUGGGAUUUAUUGUUUAUGGCGAUACUGGUAGCCCUGUUAUUCCUUUAUUACUAUUUCAACCUGCAAAAAUCCCCUGCUUUUCAAGAGAGCUUUUAAAAAGAGGCAUUGCUGUUGUUGUAGUUGGCUAUCCUGCUACACCAAUUAUUAGUUCAAGAGCAAGAUUUUGCAUUUCUGCUUCUCACACGAAGAAUGAUUUAGAUUUUGCUUUACAAGCUAUUAGUGAAAUUGGUGACAAGCUAUCACUUAAAAUGAAAAAGGAAGAUGUUACUUUAAAACUUUUAGAAAAUUAGAAGAUACAUACCUUAAUAAUAAUAAUUAUUACGUAAUAAUAUACAAU